AUGAGUGCCGUGGCCACACUGUGCGUCAUCGUGGCCGGAGCGGCUGCCGUGCUGCUCGCAGCGGCCGGAUACCUGUGGGCCAGCCGGCUGCGUACUGGGGUGCCCGGACCACCCACUCUCCCCAUCCUGGGCAACUUGCUCUUCUUUCGGAAACUUCCUGUUGUCUACGAACACUGCAACAAGCUGCAAACACUGUACGGAAAUGUCUACAGGUUUUAUAUAGGCCCGGUGCUCAUUGUGGUGGUGACACAGGCGGAGGACGCGCAGAAGCUACUGGCAGGCACGAAGUUGCGAGACCGGGGCUCCUACUUAAUGCGGCCCCUUCGUCCAUUUCUGGGCAAUGGCCUCGUAACCAACAGCGGAGAGACGUGGAAGACUCAACGGAAGCUUAUCGAGCCUUGCUUCCAUUCUGAGGUGCUGAAGGGGUUCUCGGACGCCUACAACGAGGGAGCUCAGUACAUCUGCGACUACCUGAAGAGGGCGGGAGGUUCCCAGGUACAGCUGUACGAGCCGCUCUGCCUGCUGUCGAUGCGCACACUGGCCGCGUCCGUGUUCGGACUGCCGUUCGAGGAGAUGGUGCAGGACCAGGACACGCGAGAUAAGGUCACCACUGCGUUCAUGGAAGGUUUGCGUAUUAUCCAGAAAGUGCUUUUCCGACCCUGGUAUCACUCAGAAUUCAUCAUGUGGAGCACAGGAUUAAGUCAUAAGUUAGCAUCACAUACGUCUGUAACCAACAACCUAGUCAGACGUGCGAUUGCAUAUAAGAAGAUGAACAAAGUCAACUCGUCUUUCAACAGUAGGAAGGCCCUGAUGGACACCCUGAUGGAAUCCGAGAUACAGAUGAGUGACGAAGAAAUCUACGAUGAGAUACGCACAUUUCUGAUGGCCGGUACUGAAACGACCGCCUGUUCAAUUGGUUUCGCACUGGUGCUUCUAUCGCUGCACCCCGAGUGGCAGGAUGCAGCGCAAAAGGAACUGGACACUGUUUUCGGUACCGGAGAAGACUACCUGAGGUCCACAACGCCUGAAGAACUAGCGCAGCUCCCGGUCAUCGAAAGCAUUAUUAAGGAGACGCUGCGGCUGUACCCGCCGGUGCCCAACGCUUCAGUCGUCCUCUCUGAAGACACGCCCCUGGCCGGCGGUCGCUACGUCGCACCGAGAGGCGCCUACGUGCUGGUGGCGCUCCACUUGUUGCACCGGCAGCCGGACGUCUUCCCCGAUCCCGAAAAGUUCGACCCGUCGCGCUUCUUGGAGAACGGAGGGCCUGCGAGGAGCCCUUACGCCUACCUGCCGUUUGGCGCCGGAGCCCGCAAGUGUGUGGGAGCUCGCUUCGCGAUGCUCGAAAUUAAAACGGUGCUGGCCGCCGUUCUGCGCCAGUUCCGAGUGCUGCCUGGCUGUACGCGGAGGCAGCUGGACCAGGUGGGCAUCUCCACCACAGGCGUGCCCCUCAACGACUUCAAAGUCACGUGCAUUCCACGAACUGACUUGCCAGCUAGCCAAGCAAAGUAAUAUUUUGUAUUUUCCACAUUGGAC
Schistocerca nitens (vagrant locust) is the source of this 1533-nucleotide messenger RNA. RefSeq names its product cytochrome P450 4C1-like. The transcript has 6 exons. The coding region runs from base 1 to 1509 and encodes 502 amino acids. Lineage: Eukaryota; Metazoa; Arthropoda; Insecta; Orthoptera; Acrididae. Gene Ontology annotation, molecular function: oxidoreductase activity, acting on paired donors, with incorporation or reduction of molecular oxygen; monooxygenase activity; iron ion binding. The record is from RefSeq and is a predicted model, not a curated record.